CUCAAUCUGCCGAGGUUCGAGGUUUGCCGAAUGUGUAUUUCACAACAACCGCUUCCUGUGUUCGAAUUUCCUUGAUGGAAAGUUGGCGCGGAAGCUCAAAUCUUUGGAAUAUGUGAAAAACAUUCAUUAAAAUCAACAUGUCAACAUAAAUGAUAGGUCCGACUUGAUAACUGUCUGACUUGUAAUCUAAAGGUGUUAAACAUGGUUAAAGAUUACUGUGUGUCAAAUGUUUUAGAUUGGCUACUUUCAUUUUGAUGAAACGCAUCGGUUUGUUUUCAUGCGGUACGUGGCCUAGUAUAUAGAACUUGUGAUCAGCAUGGAUAAAACAUCAUCUCGGUAAUCAAAUCACAAACAGAAAGGAAUAAUACAAAAUGUCAGACUCCAAGAAAAAUCAACCUGAGAAGAAAAAGAGAGCACAAGAUAAUGGAUGGGAGGAAAGGGGAGGGUACAUGGCAGCAAAGAAACAGAAGCUGUAUGAUCAGUUCACGGAUGGAGGACGGACUCUCAAAUCCAACAUUUUCCAUGGGAUUGUGAUCCAUGUGGAUGGAUACACCAAGCCAUCCUCAGAUGAGUUGAAAAAGAUCAUGCAUCAACAUGGAGGCCAUUAUGAACAUUUUCUGUACAAGAGGAAAGUGACUCACAUAAUUGCUACUAGUCUUCCUAAUAGUAAGAUCACAAAGGGACUGAAACACUGUAAGGUGGUCAAGCCAGAGUGGAUUACUGAAAGUGUUGCUGCUGGUAGACUUCUGUCAUAUAUUCCCUAUCAACUCUACACAGGUCAGACCAAACUCCAGCAGGGGUUGUCUGCCUUUGCCACAGAGUCCUCCACCAAAAUAUGUAACUCCACCAUAGCCGGUAUCUGUACCAAGAAUUCCCUCAGCAGAAACCUGGCGGGUGAUAACAGCAGAAGUGGAAAUUUAGCAGAGAAGGCUGAUGAAGAAGAGGAGGUGGAUGAGGAGAUGAAGAAAAGGAUGGAAAAGAUUGUGAAGGAAGUGGAAAGUGGAUCAGAGGAGAGUGAUUCAGACAAUGAGUUUGGGAGAUACAUUGUUGAGGAAACUGGACAAAAACAGGCCAUUCUUGAUGACUCAUUGACAAAUGUUAGUCUAGAUGAAAUUGAAGCUUCUACGUCGUGCACAAUGAACAACCGAAUAGCAGCACUUCCCUCAGGAUCUUUAAAAGUCAGAACUGAUGCUAAUGAGUCUGUUUCUAAUGCAAUGAAAAGCCCCUCUCCUAACAGUAAGCCUCAUGGCAAAGCAGGGGAUCCUCAUUAUCUGAGUGAGUUCUACAACAAUUCAAGGCUCCACCAUUUAUCCACGUGGAAGUCUGAGUGGAGAGAAUAUGUCAGCAAGAAGUCGAAAGAGCUGACAAGUUUUCCAGGCAGACAGGCUCUGAUCAAGAUUGUGGAUGAGCAUGCAGCGAACUUGGAGUCCAGGGACAUGGAUUAUGGUGGCUCUAUGGCAGCCGCGUCAGCUAAACCAGAACGCGUCAUCAUGCACGUGGACAUGGAUUGCUUCUUUGUGUCAGUUGGUCUGAGAAAAAGACCAGAUCUGAUUGGUAAACCUGUGGCUGUUACACAUUCUAAGGGUCAAGGCAAAAAAGGACCGGUUCCUGGCUCAGACAUUGAAUAUGAACAGAGAAUGUGGAGCAUCAAGAAAAGUAAGAACACGGCGACAAAUCCAGACCAGCGAUCCGAUCCGGAUCCUAGUGUGGAAGGGUUCGGAAGGAAGGGAAACCUGGAUUCGUUCUCCUCCAUGUCUGAGAUAGCUUCCUGCAGCUAUGAAGCCAGGCAGGCUGGUGUGAAGAAUGGAAUGUUCAUGGGCCCAGCCAAGAAAUUGUGCCCAGACUUGCAGACUAUUCCUUAUGACUUUGAUGGCUACCAGGAAGUCUCUCAAAUACUCUAUGAUACUGUGUUAAGUUUCACUCACGACAUUGAGGCAGUAAGCUGUGAUGAGAUGUUGGUAGAUUGCACAGAUCUGCUAGCAGCCACAGGGGCUGACCCAGGGCAGUUUGCCUCUCUACUACGGAGACAGAUACACCAGAAGACUGGCUGUACAGCUUCUGCUGGGAUGGGAGGAAAUGUUUUACUGGCAAAAAUGGCCACCAAGAAGGCAAAGCCAAAUGGACAGUUUUAUUUGAAGGGGGAUGAUGUGAUGGACUUUAUGAAGGAUCAAUCAGUUCAGAACAUCCCAGGUGUUGGGUGGUCAAUGAACAGGAAGCUGAAGUUGAUGGGGGUCACGACCUGUGGUCAGCUACAAGAGAUCCCCCAGUCCACCCUACAGAAGGAGUUUGGCCCCAAGACAGGACUGUCCCUGUACAGGGGAUGCAGGGGUCAGGACGACCGACUGAUCAAAACCAACCAAGAGAGGAAAUCCGUGUCUGCUGAAGUGAAUUAUGGGAUCAGAUUCAAAUCGAAAAUGGAGGCAGAUAAGUUCAUCAGAGAUUUGUCAGAAGAAGUUCACAAUCGUCUGCAUGACAUUGGAAUGAAGGGGAGAACUGUCACCUUGAAGCUAAUGGUCAGAAGGGAGGAUGCUCCUCUAGAAACUGCAAAGUUCAUGGGUCAUGGAAUUUGCAACAACAUCUCAAAGUCUUCCAUGUUACCGUUGUCUACUGAUGAUGCCAAUUUGAUUUACCAAGAAUGUAUGACUAUCUUGAAUGGAUUGCGACUGAACUGCUCGGACUUGCGAGGGAUUGGGAUCCAAGUCCAGAAGCUAGAGUCAGCAAUAGUCGGUGGAAGUCAUCAGAAAAAAUCCCAGAGCAUUCUCAAUUUUACCACUAGCACAAAAAUUUCAAGUACAAAAGCUAGUCCUCAUAAAGCAAGUGUCUCGGAAACUCCCCAAAAUAAUACAAUCAUUAAACCUGCUACAUCUUCAACAUCAGCAAACCAUGCAAGUGUCGGUGAUACAACUAGUCAUAAGAGUAAAUCGGUGGAAACUAUAAGUCACAUCGGAACGGAUCCGGAUGAGAGACACUGGACUGAUACAUUAAUACAUCUGGAUCGGGAAGUGAGUCCCGAUAAAGGGAGUCCUGAGGGAGCAUUAGAACUACACAGACACAUAGAGAAUGCUUUCUCACAGAGACCGAAUAAUGGGGAUAUUGCCCAUGAUGAGGGAGGAAAUUUUCUGGAGGGAGCAGUUUGUCAGGACCUCCUCUCUGAACUGUCUAGAAGGAAAACUGCCAACAGGUUUUUGCCUCCUUUGCCAACGCUUGACAUUCCCUCUACACCAGAAUACAAGCACCUGCUGAACAAACCCAGUACCUCUAGUGCAGCAGGCCAGGGCACACCUACAACAAAUGGUGCAUCAGUAGAUUACUUCCCCUCACCAUCCCAGAUUGAUCAGGAUGUUUUGAGAGAAUUGCCUCCAGAAAUUCGAGCCCAGAUUGAGAAUGAGAUGCAGAGCUUGAGACGUGAACCUCGACAGGCGAGACAGAAGGUGCCCAAUUACAAUGAGGAGCCCGGGUGUUCCCACUGGACCUCGACGGAACCUCCAGCAUCACCCAGGACCUCAGCCCCCAUUGUUCCCCUCCCUGACCUUUCCCAGUUAGAUGAGAGCUGUUUGAAUGCUCUCCCUGAUGACAUGCAGAAAGAAAUCAAAGAGGCCUACCAGAAUCAACAAAAACAACAACAAAGUCUACAGUGUCUCUCCACUGUGCUGAAAUCGCCACAGAAGACCUCUCCAAAAGGGAAGUCACCCCGUAAGACCAGUCCACACAACAAAGGGAGGUCACCGGGGAAGCACAGUCCCCAGUUCAAGGUGCCCCGGGGUCGUCCUGGCAGGGGACGUCCCAAGAAACUGGAGUUUCGUCAGCGAGGUCAGCCUACCAUAUUUUCUGCAGUGACUGGUAGACAGGAAACUAUUUUAAGUGAAUUUGCUUCAAGUGAAGCAAGUCUACCUGAGAUUAGUGAGAAAAAUAUUGACAAAGAGGAAAAUGAUCCUGUGAGAGUGAAGUCCAUAGAAAUGGACACUGCACCCGUCAAUCUGUGUGGUGCUGUCACCAUUGCAGAAGUUAGAUCACUGUUAAAGGAGUGGAUCCAGAGUUCUCCAGAACCAGAAGAAGAUGAUGAAGAGGUGGUAACGAGCUACCUUCAAAAUUUGAUUAUGGACAAAAACUUGGAACAAGUAGAUCUUGUUAUCAAAUUUCUUAAAAGGCACAUUCAAAGGAUAGAGAACACAAAUUGGGAGACCUCUUUUGAGAAAAUUGUGACGGAUAUUCAGUCUUUCAUGAAAACUUACCAUGGGGCAGAGCUUAAGAUCUGUUGACCCCUCAAAACCACUGUUUGGCAGAGAUCAAGAUAUUUAUGCCAUUCAACCAUACAAGGGAACAAAGUUAUGAGUAAAUCAAGUUACAAACUUGCCGAUUGGCUGAGGUCAGGACAUAUUGACCUCAUAAAAGAUCCAAUCUAGUGAUCCUAUUAUUUUAUCAAAGGACAGAGCUCAAAAUGUUGUUGACUUGAAAAUUUAUCAAAACAGGAAGCAAAAAUUUCAUGUUGAACCCACAAAGUUAGGCAAAGCUUAAUAUUAACCUUAAAGUGUAGCAGGUUUUUUCAAGGGUGUUAAUUUUG
Magallana angulata is the source of this 4561-nucleotide messenger RNA. Its product is annotated as DNA repair protein REV1-like. The transcript has 18 exons. Gene Ontology annotation, cellular component: nucleus. Gene Ontology annotation, biological process: error-prone translesion synthesis; error-free translesion synthesis. Gene Ontology annotation, molecular function: deoxycytidyl transferase activity; DNA-directed DNA polymerase activity; damaged DNA binding. Bases 372 to 4259 code for a protein of 1295 amino acids. The record is from RefSeq and is a predicted model, not a curated record. Lineage: Eukaryota; Metazoa; Mollusca; Bivalvia; Ostreida; Ostreidae.